Mangifera indica (mango) is the source of this 513-nucleotide messenger RNA. RefSeq lists its product as uncharacterized. The record is from RefSeq and is a predicted model, not a curated record. NCBI's taxonomy places the organism in Eukaryota, Viridiplantae, Streptophyta, Magnoliopsida, Sapindales, Anacardiaceae. The transcript has a single exon. The coding region runs from base 1 to 513 and encodes 170 amino acids.
AUGACUCAUCCAGACAUAAGUUAUGCUGUUCAGAUACUUAGUCAAUUUAUGCAUACGCCAAAGCAAUCCCACAUGGAUGUUGGUCUCAGGGUUAUCAGAUAUCUUAAAAGAUGUCCAGGCCUAGGACUAUUACUUCCACGAAAGAAAGACUUAAAAGUAACAGCUUACUGUGAUUCUGAUUGGGGGACAUGUCUUAUGACUAGGAGAUCACUCACAGGUUUUUGUCUAAAAUUGGGAGAUUCACUCAUCUCAUGGAAGACCAAAAAGCAAUCCACUGUAUCUCUUUCUUCAGCAGAAGCAGAAUACAAGGCUAUAGCAAAAACCACAUGCAAGAUUAUAUGGGUUCGUGGUCUACUAAAGGAUCUUAGAAUCGAAACCACUGAACUGAUAAGUUGUUUUGUGAUAAUAAGGCAGCAAAUGAUAUCACAACAAAUCCAGUUUUCCAUGAAAGAACCAAGCACAUUGAAAUUGACUGCCACUUUGUCAGAGACAAAAUUCAAGAGGGAAUCAUAA